GGCAUGUGCAGUUGAGCACAUGAAUUAGCACAGAGAAGCAAAGUAAACAGCUAAAUCAUAUUGUUUAAGUGUUUUCGACACUUUUGCCUUGGAAAAUAAUUAUCUAUAUUAACAAGAGUAAACAUCAAAGGUUCAUCCAAGAUCCUUUACACCAACUGUCCACUAUGAACCCAUUGCUAAUGAGGAGCCAGCAGAAAUCAAUCUGCUCCCAGCUGGGAAGUGUCAGACUAAAGCUGCUGUACAAGGCCAGCAUCCAUGGUUUCACCGGUGCAGCCUUCCACCAACGAUGUGACAACCAAGGUCCCACAGUGUCUGCGGGCUAUAAUGCUUCAGGUUACGUGUUUGGAGGCUACACCAGACAACCUUUCAGUCAGUCUGGCCAGUAUGUGCAUGAUGAUCAGGCCUUUCUCUUCACCUUCAAACAAGAAAAUCUCCUCAAAUAUCCGGUCACUGGUCCUGCUAAUGCAGUGAGAAUGAUAGCUAACUCUGGUCCAUAUUUUGGAGAAGCACUGGCAUUUGUCAAUGGAGGCCAGGCAAAAGUGCAUAGCAAUCCAGGAAAUUAUUACAACUUCAAUGCUGCAGAAAUGCAUGGCAACGACCUCAAUCUGACUGAAUGCGAAGUCUAUCAAGUGGAGGCAUUCCCAGAAUUUGAAAAGCCAUGGAGAUCGAUGGUCUGGGAGACUGAGAAGAGGACAAAGAUGAUGGAGAGUAUUAAGGUCUACUCUCCCACAGUCAGCUCUGUGUCUCAGCUUCGGGUCCUGCUCAUCGGACCAGUUGGAGCUGGAAAGUCCAGCUUCUUCAAUUCUAUCAACUCUGUGUUCAGAGGUCACGUCACCAGCCAGGCCAUCGCUGGCUCCUCUACCUCCAGCCUCACCACACAGUUCCGCACCUACUCAGUGAGAGCUGGACGAGGAGGAAAACCUCUGCCAAUCAUCUUGUGUGAUACCAUGGGACUGGAGGAAAACACAGGGGCAGGGAUUGAUAUUGAUGACAUCGUCAACAUCCUCAAGGGACAUCUGCCAGAUUGUUAUCAGCUCAACCCCUCUGUUGCUCUGCAAUCGGAGGCCCUUGGCUACCGUAAGUUUCCACAGAUCAAGGACAAGAUCCACUGUGUGGCCUACGUCAUUGAUGCCUGCAAGGUAUCCAUCAUGCCCGCAAAACUGGAGGAGAAGUUGGAAGCUAUCCGCAGAAAGGUCAACAUAAUGGGGAUUCCUCAGCUGGUCCUGAUGACUAAAGUGGAUGAAGCAUGUCCUUUUGUUUCACAGGACAUCAGGAACAUUUAUAAAAGCAGCUACAUCAAAGAAAUGAUGCAGGAGGCCAGUGCUCGGCUCGGUGUGCCACUGUCCUGCAUUGUUCCAGUGAAGAACUACAGUGAAGAGUUGGAGUUGGACCCAAACUGCGACAUCCUGCUGCUCACCGCCAUCAUCCAGAUGCUUCGCUUUGCUGAUAAUUACUUCGAUGAGCUGAGUGACCGAUUCAGCAACAUUCAAACCAAAGAAUAACAAUUUAGGUUGGAGUCACAGUCAGCGUGUGGACAGUCAGAUGGUUUUAUCAUCAGCUUUGCCUCCUUCAAGCUGAUGUACGUCCAGAUGAAAUUGAUGAUAUUUGAUCUUUGGAGUCAAAGUUUACCAAGAAAAUCACAGUGUGCAGUAUGUUACAAAAGAGAAUGUUAAGCUGAUAAAAAACACAAUUUCUAAUAAUGCUUUUCCCAGUGACAGAAUAAGUAUUCAGAUUCACACAUUAAAAAUACUACAGUACGUGUCCUGCAUUGAAAAUGUUAUUUAAGUGAAGGUAUGGAAGUAUAAUCAAGAAAAUGUGUUUUAAGUAUUAAAAAUAAAAGUACUCUUUAAUUUUGA
Messenger RNA from Larimichthys crocea (large yellow croaker), 1856 nucleotides. Its product is annotated as interferon-induced protein 44. Gene Ontology annotation, molecular function: GTP binding. The transcript is spliced from 10 exons. The coding region runs from base 165 to 1502 and encodes 445 amino acids. The record is from RefSeq and is a predicted model, not a curated record. NCBI's taxonomy places the organism in Eukaryota, Metazoa, Chordata, Actinopteri, Sciaenidae. Gene Ontology annotation, biological process: immune response.